This is a messenger RNA of Haemonchus placei, 585 nucleotides long. The record is from the annotation of a GenBank genome assembly. Lineage: Eukaryota; Metazoa; Nematoda; Chromadorea; Rhabditida; Trichostrongylidae.
UCUUCUGUCGCUCCAGAUCCACCCGAAAGUGCUGUACUGAUAUCAGUGCCUGUAAACUCCAGUGUGACGUUACGAUGUGAAAAGUCCCCAAAUAUGUCGGAACUUCAAUGGUUAUACAAUGGUAAUGACCUCAACUUCAACGUGUUACGAGCUUCAGGAGAACACAACUCGUCCCUACAUAUUGCAUGUUACUCUACAAAACACCAUGACGGCGUCUACGAAUGUUAUUCGGGAGCUGCAUCAGCUUCCAUACGAUUGAGAGGUGAAGAAGAAGUCGUUUUACCAGUAGGCUUCCGGCUUUGUCAUAAAUCUGAGAAUGCCGCCUGUGAUCAUGCUCGAGCUUGUAUGGCCGAUGGAACAGGGAAGACAAGCUGUGUGUGCUACUCUGGCUGGAGUGGAGAGUCAUGUAAUCUGCCGCAAGACAUUCAAAAGGCCAAUCUAAUCAAUGUCCCUGUGUGUCCUUAUUGGCCACCUGUUAUAACGUUGAUGGUAUUCAUCUUCUGUGUAUUUAUUCUACUUGUCUGCGUUUACAAAUACAAAAACAGACCGCCUUCCAAGUCUCUCCGAUAUCGCGGUAGCAAGUAA